UAAAAUAUGUUUAUUACCAGGAUUGAAUCUUUAUUACCCACUGGAACAAAUAAGAGGCUCUUUGGUAACCUGAUCAGAUCAGACGGUUUUUCUGUUGAUUUUGUUUUUAACAAACGAACAAUCACAGAAAAACGUUUAACCAAGCAAAUCAAUCAAGCUGAUCUGAUCCUGGAUGGUUUUGAGCAGCAUAAAGUUGGCAGCCACUAUUUACCAAUAGGCAUAGAUCCAGGAAGAAAAAGGGUUUUCACUGCAUUUGUUGGUUCAAGUGAUAAUAUUAACAACUUCAGACAAUGUUCCAUCAAUGAAUAUUACCACUUGACAGGCUCUACAAGAUUCUCAGCAGAGCAAGAGAAGAAAAAGAAAGCAUGCGGUAUCAAGACGAUUGAAACAAAUAUACCCACCAAUAAGACUGCCAAUGAAUCACUGUAUAUAGAGUAUGCCAUUUAUAUGCUCGAAAACAUUGGUCGUAUUUUCAGCUUUUACAAUCAAGAAACUGCAAAAGAAGCCUUUUUCUUAUACCAGGGUCGUCAAAGAGCACCGGAGCAAAUGGUAAAAAUGUUGUUAGAUGGUACAAAGAAAUACAACAAGAAGUCAAGAGGAAACAAACGAAAAAGAGCAAAGAACAAAGGGAAGCGGAAAAAGAAGGGGGAUAAGUCUGGAAAGAAGGAUAAAGGAAAGAGAAAAAUGGCACUGAAAACAACAGAAACAAGGUAAAAAGCUACUUGGGCAUGGCUACGAUAAUUUUUAUACUCAUAAGUUUAUGAUACUUAGAGAAAUCAAUUUCUUUCAGUACAAACAGAAGGUACCACUGAUAGUAUUUGGUAGUGGCAUGUUUGGGAAGGACCAUGUGGAGAUGAAAACGGUCCGGACUGGUGUCACUAGUCUUCUAUACAGAACGUUGAAAAGAAGAGAGGACUGGUGACUUACUCGUUGUGGACAUUGAUGAAUAUUUGACGUCCCAAAUAUGUUCCAAAUGUGAAAGUAGGACUUUGGGUGGUAUUAGUGGUGCCCGCGGUAAUAGUGUUCUCGUUUGCAAGACGUGCAGAACAUUAUGGCAGCGUGGCAUCAACGCUAGUUUGAAUAUGAUAAACAUUGCCAAGUCAAUUUGGAAGGAUGAAGGCCGUGCAGAACGAUUCAAGAGAAAUUAAAAAGAGAAGCA
Messenger RNA from Gilbertella persicaria, 1159 nucleotides. RefSeq lists its product as uncharacterized. The coding region runs from base 7 to 714 and encodes 235 amino acids. NCBI's taxonomy places the organism in Eukaryota, Fungi, Mucoromycota, Mucoromycetes, Mucorales, Choanephoraceae. The record is from RefSeq and is a predicted model, not a curated record. The transcript has a single exon.